Aplysia californica (California sea hare) is the source of this 675-nucleotide messenger RNA. RefSeq names its product A disintegrin and metalloproteinase with thrombospondin motifs 16. The record is from RefSeq and is a predicted model, not a curated record. Lineage: Eukaryota; Metazoa; Mollusca; Gastropoda; Aplysiida; Aplysiidae. Gene Ontology annotation, molecular function: metalloendopeptidase activity. Gene Ontology annotation, biological process: proteolysis.
AUCGACAGCAGACAUGAGGAUCACAGUCAGGGAGUCGCUGAUUUCCAAAAUGUCGAGAAAACUGUGUGACUGUUGGGCUCUUCCUGUCCUCUGCUGCAUCCUGGUGCUUGGAGUGCCAGUGUGCAGCAGUCCACAGUUCCCGUCAGCACGCAUGCGCAGAGCCUCGUCCCAGGUCACCUACGAAGUGGAUACGCUGGUCGUUGUGGACAGAGAGUUCUAUACCAAAUGGGUGAGCAGUCAUGGUGGGCUGACUUUGAGCACGGAGAGCGACAUCAAAGAGUACGUCUCUCUCAUGGUCAGACAGGCAAAUGUGCGAUUAUCCAACCUUCAGGACAGGUUGAAUUACAAUGUGGCAAUCAACGUAGUGGCGUUUCAAAUCAACGUGAAUGUGCUGGCCGGCAUACAGCCAAACAUUGUCACUCGUUCUGUCUCGGCCGAGGACGCCCUCAAUUCCUUUUUUGUGUGGGUGUCGGGGAACUCGCUGAGUGGGACGUAUGAUCAUUUCAUACUGCUUACAGGGUUUCAACUACGGGAUGAAUAUGAAAGCCACCAGUUGGUUUCAGGCCGGGCGUAUGUCGGCACUCUGUGUAACCCGAGCGGGCGCAGUCUGUCUGUGGUUCACGACCUGGGAGGUCUACAGGGCGCUCAUACCAUGGCGCACGAGCUUGCCCAUUG